ACAUAGCUGACUGUCUUCCAAGUCCCUGCUUUGGUGAGCCCAGGAGGAAAACCCCUAAACCCUCAAAUCCAAAACUGGAAGUGGGCGAAUCCGCAGCAGACCAAAGAAACCACAACUAGUCGGUGAGUCCCUUCCUGUUUACUCCAAGGUUGUCUCUGAUUGUGUUCUCCAAUUAUGUUUGGAUUUUGUUUUAGAAGAUUGCAAUCACUAGUUCCAAGCUGUAGCAGCAUUUCUGUUCAGUCUUCAGCAACCCGUUUUCAAAAGGCUUCUCCUUUUAGCAGAUUGUAUUCAUCAUUAUUGUCUGUGUCUGAAAUAGAUGAUGUGAAACCAAAAGAUGCAAAAGACCAAUCUUUUACAGUUUCAUACCUCAUAAACACAAUUGGGUUCCCCCCAGAAGUUGCUCUUUCUUUGUCAAAGAAGCGACGGGUGCGCUUUAGAUCCCCUAAACAACCAGACUCGGUCAUUAGGCAUCUGAAAGAUUAUGGCUUUAGUGAUACUGAUGUCUCCCAAAUGGUUAAGAAACACCCAGCCCUUCUUUUAGUCAGUGCUGAAAGGACACUUGUCCCUAAACUUGAGUUCUUAUGUUCCAUUGGAAUUACAGGAACUGACCUUACUCGGCUCCUUUGCCGCAAACCAGUUCUUUUAAACUAUAGCCUCGAGAUAAGUCUCAGACCUUGUUACAAUAUCAUCAAAACUCUACCUAUUGGUGAUGGACAGCUUGGUCUCUUCUUGAGGAACUGGUGUCGGAUAUUGAGUGUCAGAGUGCUACAAAAUGCUGCUAGCAAUGUUGCAUAUCUGAGAUCACUUCAAGUGCCAGAAUACUCGAUCUCAUUGUGUGCCUCCUAUUAUCUUUUUGCUGUAUCUCGUGAUACUGCAAAGUUUAAGGAAUAUGUGGGGAAGGUCAUCAGUAUGGGAUUUUCCCCUUCAUCCACAACUUUUGUGAAAGCCGUGUAUGUGUUUGCUCUGAUGAAGGGGAAAAAGUGGUCAGAAAGGUUGAAACAUUACAGGGAGUGGGGAUGGGCUGAAGAUGAUGUACUGACUGCGUUUAGAAAGAGUCCAUCGUUUAUGUUCUUGAGUGUGGAGAAUGUUUCCAUUAAAUUGGAUUUUUUUGUGAACAAUAUGGGUUGGCAGCCAGCCGAUAUAGCUGAACAUCCCGCUGUUCUAACUUAUAGUAUGGAGAAGUGGAUCAUACCUAGGUGUUCGGUCAUUAGAAUUCUGCUGUUGAAGGGCUUAAUAAGGGAGGGAGAAUAUUCAAUUGCUUCCUUGAUGUUGAGGAGAGACCCUUUCUUGAAUAGGUUUGUGAACAAGUAUCAAGAACAAGUACCUGAAUUGUUGAGCAUCUAUGAGGGAAAAUUGGUCUAGCAGAAUUGGGCUUAGGAUUUAUUGAAAAAGAUGGGGUGAAACAAAUGUAGGAUAAUCUUGUUAUUCAUUUUUGUGUUUUGAUGUUUUAGAGGCAUAAGAACUGAUGUUUCAGUUAUUUGAGUUCUGUUGUCAACUUGUCAUAGUAUAGAUUUAGUCAAGUUUUAUCGCAGCUUUGGCAUUACCAUGGGCUUUUUACCUUACCAGGAGUGAUUUUUUUUAAAAAAAUCUUUAUGAACACAGCAAUGUACUUUAUGUUGUCAUAAUCUGAGACUAUGCACGCUUGAAAGUUUAAACAAUUGAUUUAUUGCACUGUAAAUUGGCAAUUGGAUU
Molecule: messenger RNA, 1692 nt
Organism: Argentina anserina (silverweed cinquefoil)
Lineage: Eukaryota; Viridiplantae; Streptophyta; Magnoliopsida; Rosales; Rosaceae
Product: transcription termination factor MTERF5, chloroplastic-like
Exons: 1
Coding region: 175-1362 (395 amino acids)
Biological process (GO): regulation of DNA-templated transcription
Molecular function (GO): double-stranded DNA binding
Source: RefSeq, a predicted model, not a curated record